Molecule: messenger RNA, 1148 nt
Organism: Durotheca rogersii
Lineage: Eukaryota; Fungi; Ascomycota; Sordariomycetes; Xylariales; Xylariaceae
Product: ubiquitin-conjugating enzyme
Exons: 3
Coding region: 414-974 (186 amino acids)
Source: RefSeq, a predicted model, not a curated record
AUUUCGCCUUCUGCCUACCUAUCCCUAUCCCUCCUUCGCCUUCGGUCUCCUUGUAUAACCCAAGCGACGCAAGGCUUCCCGUCUGGCGCCUAGGCCUUCUACGUACUAUCCCAACGCGACAGAACGUGUCUGCAAACUCCGGCGCGCCGUGCAAUCUUCGUCCAAACCCGUCUCCGCCUCCCCACCCACGACACGCUCGGAAUAAGGCCGCAGCGAGACUACACGCUCCUCAGCUCGCUCGCGCCGACCCUGCAAUUCACGCACUCUCAGAGCAGCUGAUCGAACUAGUGAAUACGGCCGACGGCAGCUGCUUGCUAUCUUGCUUCUCUCCCUACUUCGAGGUCGGCGUACAGCCUCCCCCUUUCUCUCUCUUCUACGUACUGGUGUAGACCCACCUCCCCUCGACAGCCAAGAUGUUGAAAAUAUGGUCUAUGAAAAAGGAGCAGCAGAAGGUGGAAAAUGCCGAGGGCGCUGGUGGGAAGAAGAAGAAGGUGACGGCUGCCGAACUCAGAGUCCAGAAAGAUCUCUCCGAGCUGUCCUUAGGGACGACGAUGAAGACCGAAUUCCCCAACCCGGAUGAUAUCCUCAACUUCAUUCUCGAGAUAACGCCCGACGAGGGCGUCUACCACGGCGGCCGGUUUACCUUCACCUUCAACUUAGCCCAAGGCUACCCACACGAGCCACCCAAGGUGCGAUGUCAACAAAAGAUAUAUCACCCCAACAUCGACCUCGAGGGCAAGGUGUGCUUAAAUAUCCUCCGCGAGGACUGGAAGCCAGUUCUGAACCUCAAUGCCGUUAUCGUUGGCCUGCAGUUCCUGUUCCUGGAGCCCAACGCGUCAGACCCCCUCAACAAAGAGGCCGCCGACGACCUACGGCAGAGUCGAGAUAACUUUAGGCGGAACGUACGGGCGUCGAUGAGUGGUGGCUCAAUACGCGGCACUUCGUAUGAUCGCGUGGUCGUUGGCAGCGCCUAGGCGAGUUACCAAGGGCUCGAUUAUUUGAUGAUACUAUAGAACUUGCAUGCGAUCCCGCAUGUUCACAUCGCGGCAGAAUGCCGGAGUAGGCAUGUUAUCUGCCACAAGUACAGAUUUGGGAUAAAAUGGCCUACUCGGGGGUGGGGGUAGUAGUGGUGAGGAAAGACGGGGCGC